Messenger RNA from Drosophila willistoni, 3643 nucleotides. RefSeq lists its product as uncharacterized. Lineage: Eukaryota; Metazoa; Arthropoda; Insecta; Diptera; Drosophilidae. The record is from RefSeq and is a predicted model, not a curated record. The transcript is spliced from 10 exons. The coding region runs from base 93 to 3536 and encodes 1147 amino acids.
ACAGCUAAUAGGUGGACUAAGAACUUUGAGACCCUAACCACAUUCAAUCUAUUCGGCAGAAGAAGCCUUAACUUGGAUUGGUUUUCCCAACCAUGUUUUAUUCACCCUUCAUUAUUGUUUACCUCUUUCUCUGCUUGGCAUCAAACUCAGUGUCCGAUGAUGAUACUUUAACGGUGUGUGCGCCACAUAGCGGUUGCUUCAGGGGCACUUACAUGACGGGCUAUCAAACGCAACAAUUUCAAGCCUUUUUGGGGAUUCCCUAUGCCAUACCACCUAUAGGAGAUCUGAGAUUUGAAAGACCUCGAAGAAUGGGAAAGCUUUUUGGAACAGAGGAUGCCAGUAAACCCAAACCAGAUUGCAUAAACAAAAAUUAUCUUUCAUCCCCACCAAAACUGUAUGGAGAAGAAGAUUGUCUCUAUUUAAAUGUCUACAGACCAAUGCCUUUGUCGAAAUCGCCUUUGCCUGUCAUGGUCUAUAUACAUGGAGGUGGUUUCAUUGGUGGAUCAGCUGGUCCUUCAGUCAGUGGGCCAGAGUAUUUCAUGGACUCACAAGCUGUAAUCUUGGUCACAGUGUCCUAUAGAGUGGGAGUUUUAGGUUUUCUUUCCACUGGUGAUAAGAACAUGCCUGGCAAUUUUGGUCUCAAAGAUCAGAACAUGGCUUUGAAGUGGGUCCAGGAUAAUAUCAACUACUACGGGGGCGAUCAACACAAAGUGACCUUAUUUGGUCAUGGUAUCGAUGGAAUUGCCACCCAUUUGCAUUUAAUGAGCAACAUGUCUGCGGGUCUUUUCCACAGAGUGAUUAGCAUGAGUGGCACGGCGAUUGCUCCAUCUGCCAUUAACCGAAACCCUCUGGAACAAGCCCGAAAAGUGGCAGAAUUUUGCAAUAUUCAAAAUGCAAACAAUAUGAGUGAAGCAGAACUUACAGACGCCCUUAAAUACGUUGAUCCAGACGUUUUGGUAAAUGCAGGAGAUGGCUUUAAAUAUUGGGAUGCAGAUCCUUUGCACAUCUAUCGUCCAGUCAUAGAAUCAACACACCAGGACGCCUUCUUAACGGCAGAGCCUGAACUGCUUAUGGAACAUGGAAAUUAUAUAAAAGUUCCUUGGCUCUUGGGAACCGUACCCAAUGACGGAGCUGUGCGUGUGGUUAAAAUUUACGAAAAUUUCGAAUUGCGUUAUAGAUUCAAUUUGCAAUUCCAUGAGUUACUAAAGAACUUAACUGAAUUUUCAGGUAGACAUACUACUUACUAUAAUCCAAAUGAAAAAAUAGCGAUCCUCAGAGAAGAAUACCUUAAUGAUACACGCAAAUUGGAUUCCCAAACUGUGGAUGGGGUAUUAUAUUGGAUGACGGACAGACAUUUCAAUUAUCCCCUCUAUAAAACUGUCAGAUAUUAUGUUCGAUCCGGAGAUGAUCCUAUCUAUAUAUACAACUUCAAUUAUAAGGGCCCUCAUAGUUAUGCCUCGAUUUAUGCUGAUGCAAAACUUUCAAGGAGUUAUGGAGUCGUUCAUGGCGAUGAUUUGCUCUAUUUAUUCCGUAGUCCCCGUUUCUUCCCCGAUUUUCCAAACCAUUCUACGGAAGCCAAGUUGAUUCAAUCGUUUGUUGAUUAUUUUGUUUUUUUUGCCAGAAACGGAAGACCCAACUUUCUUCCCCACAUGCGAAAUUGUACACGUGAUGUCUUUGCCGAAGGACGCGAUGGCUUUUGUGACUAUCAUGAAUAUGAUCAUCGUACAGGUGGUUUUGACGUGAGAGUUAGUAACCAAUUACCAAGUGAAAAACUCAAACUAUGGAUGUAUUUGUUGGAUGAAAUUCAUUUGUCAUUUGAAGUGAAGAUGAAGCGUUUAGCUUACUUGGGACUGAGACUUUGUCUAUUUUGGACCAUAGUCUCUACAGCAGAUCUCAAUGUGUGCCUCAAGGAUAUGGGUUGCUUAAAAGGAACACUUUUACGUGGCUAUGAGGAAUCAAAGGACUUUGAGGCAUUUAUGGGCAUACCUUUUGGGCAGCCGCCAAUUGGGGAUCUCAGACUUAAGAAUCCUCUGCCAGCUAUGCCCUGGCAGGGAAUAUUGGAUGCCAGUGUGGCAAGAGAUGGUUGCCUGCAGAGAAAUUAUUUUGUCCACGACUGGGAUGUACGUGGUGAAGAAGAUUGCCUGUAUCUGAAUGUCUAUAGGCCCAAGGCAGAGAAACGUGGCAGCGAAUCGUUACCCGUAAUGGUUUACAUACAUUCGGGAGGAUUUAUAAGUGGCACAGCUUAUCCCACAGUUAGUGGACCAGAGUAUCUAAUGGAUACCGAAGCGAUUAUUUUAGUUACCAUUAACUAUCGUCUAGGACCUUUUGGCUUCUUAAGCACUGGCGAUGAACAAAUGCCUGGAAAUUUUGGCUUAAAGGAUCAACGUUUGGCUCUGCAGUGGGUACAAAAACAUAUUUCCUCCUUUGGUGGAGAUUCCAAUUUGGUGACCAUCUUUGGUCAUAGUGCUGGCGGCAUUUCUACCCAUUAUCACCUGUUGAGUGAGAAUUCCAAGAAUCUUUUCCAGAAAGCCAUGUCCUUUAGUGGCACAGCUUUUGCUGCCUUCAUGAGGAUUCUAAAGGAUCCCCUUAAACAAGCACAAAAAUUAGCUGAGCAUCUUCAAAUAAAAGAUGCAAACAUUUUAACCACUCAGGAAUUGGCUAAGGCUCUGCGCCAAGUGGAUGCCUAUGCAUUGCUUUACAGUGGAGAUAUCCUUAAGACCUGGGACAAUCAGCCCAUUAUGAAUUAUCGACCAGUUAUAGAGAAGCCCUCGCCCGAAGCCUUUUUUACCGAAGAUCCCGUCGAAUCGCAUUUGGCAGGACGCAUUCAACAGAUUCCUUGGCUUUUGGGUAGCACUUCAAGAGCUGGCGAAGGCUCCAUAUUUCUUCUAAGGAUAUUGGAUAUACCCAAAUGGUUAAAAGAAUUCAAUGAUAACUUUGUGGAGCGUUUUGCUCUUGCCUUAAAUCUACCCGAAGGUACAUCUCCACAAGUGGUAACAGAAAUACUCAAUUUAUAUGACGUUCAAGUUCGAGAAUUCAACAAUGAGACACUCAUUCGUCUGGCCGAAAUAGUGGGUGACUUCAAUUUCCAUUACCCCCUCUAUGUGGCGGCUGCUUCAUAUGCUUCGUAUGCCAAUUUGGAUGACAAUCCCAUGUCUAUCUAUAGUUAUGAAUACCGUGGAGCGAAAGCCUUCUCCGUCUACUUUACCCAAGGCAUUGAGUAUGAAGUUGGUUCCGUACACAUGGAUGAUUGCCUGCACACACUCCGUACGCCAGUUUUGAUUCCGGACUUUCCCAGAGAUUCGGAAGAUGCUACAGUAAUGAAACGCAUGACAUCUCUGCUAGUGGAAUUUGCCAAGACUGGCAUAUUUGCCAAGGAAACAUCUUUAAAAUCAUGUCAGGCUAAUUCUUUUAACAUGGCUGAAAACCAAAUUUGCAACUAUUUUCGUUUUGGUGGUGUAAAUGGAGCUUACACUGAGAAUAUUGAUGAUCAUGUCGAUAUGAGAGCCAUGACAAUAUGGAAAAAGUUGUAUCUAUAAAGGGGUAAAUGGGUUAUAUGGGUAAGUGGGUUAGCUAGUUGAAUGAAUAAUUUAAGUUGACAAUAAAAUUAAGAUUUAAAUAAACUCGUUGAUAAGUAGCAUGCAAA